Molecule: messenger RNA, 390 nt
Organism: Exophiala spinifera
Lineage: Eukaryota; Fungi; Ascomycota; Eurotiomycetes; Chaetothyriales; Herpotrichiellaceae
Exons: 1
Coding region: 1-390 (129 amino acids)
Source: RefSeq, a predicted model, not a curated record
AUGGCUUGUUCGCCAGGCGCCCUCUUAGGGAAGCCACCUGGUCGAAAGCUGAAAGGCAUUUCGUCCGAAUCUGGCGGUAUCAAAGAACCUGGUGGAGAGCAGAGGAGGGCCAACAGGCAGCUUGAAACGCAUUCUCUGGGCAUGAAUGGUCGGAUGGAAGCCCUCGGCGCCAAAGCCAUGGGCGAGGGGCAAAUCAGCAUCGCAAGAGGGCAGACGGUGGCCAGCCCGGGGCCCAAGUGGCCCAGUGCCUCUUGUCGAGAGUCCAGUCCGACGGCCCGCGGGGUCGGCAACCUCGAAGCUAGAGAAGCCACUGCAGGAGGUACUGGAGCAGGGCGUAACAAUUCGUCGCUCGCAAAGGGCAGGGAGCAAAAAGCCUCAAUGAUUAAUUAA